GAAAUUUCGUAAACACUAAUUCCUACAUAAAAUAUAUAAAGUUGUUUUUUAAAAUGGGUUUAUUUGGAAAAACUCCGCAGAAGUCACCGAAAGAACAAGUAAGGAAAUUGAAUUUUCAUCUAAAAUGUUUUGUAGAUUUUCUUCAUUAACUGUUUUUACUUUUUUUGUUUCUUUUGUAUUAAAAAAGUGUUUAUAUCAUUAUAUGUUUGGUGAGUUCACACUCAUAGUGUGCUUACAAAAUGCUACAUCAUGGUGUACAUUCAGCUUAUUUUGUAUGGCACUAUAGCAGAUAAUCGGCCGUUUUGAUUGCUGUAACUGUUGAUGAUUCUAACUGUAAAUAAACUCUGAUGUCUAAAAAGUAGAAGUGUACAUUCAAAAAUCACAUAUUACCUGUUAAUGUCAUUUUGAUUAAUUUAAAUUGUAAAUACCUAUAACCAUCAUAAUUCUAUUCUGGUAGGUGCAAGAAUGGUCUCGGUCAUUGCGCAAGGAAUCCAGGCAACUAGAUCGUCAAAUUAGAAGUAAGUUCAUCAAUCAUAGACGUCACAUCUAAUAUAUAUCUCACCUCCAAAGAGCCACCUUAAGCAUAUAGUGACAUUAGUGGGUUAGCAAAAUUUGGCCCUAUGUUCGUCAGGCACUUCUCGUCAUUCUCAAAACUGAGAAUCAAUUGUUGUCCUCCCGGUCCCCAUGAAUGGCUUCUAAUCCAUAUGUAUGAGUUGUUUUGACAGAAUAAAACAGGAACAAAUUGGUUUUUAACUGCUUCAAAACCCAAAUUUUGUCUUUUAUAUUUUCUACUAUAAAUCGUAGGCAUUGAAACUGAAAAGGCAAAGGUGACCCGCACAAUCAAAGAGUCUGCCAAGAAGGGGGAUGUGGACAGCUGUCGUAUUCUUGCAAAGGAGGUCAUCAGAGCUAAGAAGGCUGUCAACAAACUUUAUGCAUCCAAAGCCCAGUUAAGCUCAGUUGAAAUGGGGAUGAAAAAUCAGCUUGCAACAUUACGUGUCUCUGGGUCGCUACAGAAGAGUACCGAAGUUAUGAAGUACAUGCAACAGUUGGUAAAACUGCCUGAAAUACAGGCCACAAUGCAAGAGCUUUCUAAAGAAAUGAUGAAAGUAUGUGGGUUUUGAGAUUCCUGGAGAAUAUGACAGUGAAAAAUUAUACUUAAUCCCAGAAUUUCCCUUUGAUAAGUACAAUAAAAUCGAGUGCAUUCCCUGUUAAUAGGUUAAAUGUUUUAAGCUGAUCAUCUGCCAAAUUGAUUUUAUUUUGCUUACUCUAAAACCAAUGCAAGAUUUCCUGAGCCACCCAUCCCCUUGCAGUCUUCAGUAAAUCCUCAAUAUUUAAACUGCUAUUACAAGACUUUUGUCUUGAGUAAAAUCAUCUGGUGUUAGACAGUGUAAAGCCUGGUUCACAUAAAAUCGUUAAGCAGUCGCAGACAGUCGCAGACAGGUGCCGAAUUUUUAUAUGAACACAAAUGCAGAUUCGCACAGACUGUCUGAGACCGGAUCGGCGACGGAUCGGGAAAGUUGAACUUGGUUCAACUUUCCCGAUCCGUCGCAGAUCGUUCAUAUAAAAAUUCGGCACAUGUCUGCGACAGUCUGCGACUGCUUAACGAUUUUAUGUGAACCAGGCUUAAGACAAUAAAGUCAGGUGCAUUUGGAUGCAUUGUUACAGUGGCCGAAUGGUAAGAGCUCAGUUUUUCCAUGAAUGAUGUCUGAUUCAGAAAUUCCACCAACACCAACCCAAUACAAUACAAUACAAUACAAUACAAUACAAUACAAUACAAUACAAUACAACCCAAUAUAGUACAAUCAUAGGAAAAAGAAAACAUUCCUUGAAUUAAUACCAAGCAUUACCAGAAUACUUUUAUUCCAAUGAUGCACAGCCUUUAUAAUAAUAAUUCUAUAUGACAUACCAUUUGUAUAUACAUGCUUUAUUUAUACUUAUAGCCUUAUACUUUCUCAAAUGUAAAUUUAUUAUACAAUAAACUAUCUAUCUAUCUAUCAUGGUAAAUCUUAAAAAAAAUUCAAAACCCACUAUUGAAAAAUCAGUUCUUUUUCCUGUGUUAAUGGGUUCAACUCUUCCCUGUUCCAGGCUGGGAUCAUUGAAGAAAUGUUGGAAGAUACAUUUGACAGUCUUGAAGAUGAAGAUAUGGAGGAGGAAGCCCAGGAAGAAGUUGAUAAAAUAUUAUUUGAAGUUACACAAGGUUUGAGCAACAUUCCAUAUUAGGCAAAAAAAAAAUAUGUGGGUUUCCGGUUUCCCGACCCUACCUAGCUUUUGGACGUCGAAAUCCCGACCCUAAACUUUUUUAUUGGAUCAUGCUUGUAAGUGUUUCCACUUAGAGGAAAAAGUUUGUGGAAAAUUGAAAUUUGAGGCAAUAUUAGGGAAAUUUAUCAUUGGAUGUGGAAGCACUGACUAAACAAAAUUUGGAAAAUUUGAAAAAAAGUUUAAAAAAAAAAGUUAAAACCGACCUACCCUACCUAAGUUUUUAUAAGAAGAAACCGGAAACCCACAUUUUUUUUUUUGGCCUUACUAUCCUGAAAUUAUGCCAUAAAGGAUUAGGGUCAAGAUAUCAUAAGAAUAUUCUAAUAUUCAGAACUGACUGACACAAAUAAAACUGACCGACACUUUGCCCCAGACACACAUUAUAUGAUUUUAAUAUUAUAUUUUGUCUUUAGGUGCAUUGGGUCAAGCUGGUAGUGUUGCAACAAAUGAAUUACCGGUACUGGUUCAUAAUUUUUACCCAAUAAAGUGCAAUAAAAUUACGUACUGCAUACUUUUUGCAACGUAAAAAAAUGUUGUAUCCCGUUCAUUGAGAGCCAAGGACUUGGAGCUCGGCAACAAAAGAAAAUAUCUUUUUGUCCUUUUUCACACUAAACCGCCACUGCAUGCUUGUCAGAUGUUGGGAUCCUAGGUAGCGGCGCUACCUGCAAGUGCCUGAAGCUAACUGCAAUCCUUGGGCAGACGGUCUCAUGCAUGCUUAAGUAAGGUAGAAAAUUCCAAGAACUCCGUUUUCAAAUUCCAAAAACUCAGUUUUCAAAUGCCAAAAUUCUGUUUUCAAAUGCCAAAACUCAGUUUUCAAAUGCCAAAACUCAGUUUUCAAAUGCCCGAACUCCCGUUUCAAAUGCCAGAACUCCCUUUUCAAAUGCCAGAACUCCCUUUUCAAAUGCCAGAACGACCUUUUCAAAAACCAAAACUCCGUUUUCAAAUGCCAAAACUCCGUUUUCAAAUCCCAAAACUCAGUUUUCAAAUGCCACAACUCCGUUUUCAAAUGCCAAAACUCCGUUUCAAAAGCCAGAACUCCGUUUUCAAAAGCCAGAACUCCGUUUUCAAAUGCCAAAACUCCUUUUUCAAAUGCCAAAACUCCUUUUUCAAAUGCCAAAACUUCCUUUUCAAAUGCCAGAACUCCCUUUCCAAAUGCCAAAACUCCCUUUUCAAAAGCCACAACUCCGUUUUAAAGGUUUUUCCGUACUUUAUUCUAGGGCGAGUUGCAAGGUGCAACAGCCAUGGCAGACUCAGAUGGGGAGGAGGAUAUGGCUGACAUGCAGAAACGGCUUGAGACGUUAAGAAGUUAAAACAAUCGCAUUUAGAUUGACUGAAUAUGUACAAAACAAUGAAAAAAAUUGAGCGUUGGCAAUAUAGAUUAUAGAGCUAGCUUAUGCAUGCGGUCUUAUCAAUGCGAUUAGCACAGUGUACAGUUAUAAUUCUCGAGAUUUCGACUGUACACAGGCUACAAAGCGGUCGACUUUGAGAAGUACAGAUUAUUAUUAAUAGUGUAAUGCUUGUUGUCCAGUCAUUCAGAAGACAAGGUGAGCUUAAGCAAGCGAUGUUUGUGUCAACACGGAUGUCACCCGAAGAUUGGUGUAACUAAUUCUGGCGGCAUUUUGCCUCAUAGCGCCCAUGUAAGGAAGCAAAAAGCUUUAAAAAUCUUAUGUUUUCUCCAGAGGUGUUUCUCAUAUGUGUUGCCGAUUACCAGAAACUGACACAAACACAGUUUUUAAUCCAGUCCCGCAUCAGCUAGCCUGCGAACAGGCUCUCAAGCUGAAUUGAGAGCCUGCAUCGAUGACUAAUGAAUUUGAAUAUCUGCCCCGUAACGUUCGUUUUUCCAAAUAUGGAAUGUCUAUCCUUAUAUGGUGUUGUUUACAACUUUCGUGCAAACUAAAUUUAGACCGUGCAAACUAAAUUUAGACCGUACAGUUUAUACUGUUUUUAGAAAUAUAAGAUAUUCAAGCAAAAGUUUAAAUGUUUUAAAUACUGUUUUCUCAAAACAGAACAUUUCGUGCUUUGAGAUAAGAUGGCCAAGACCAAUUUGAUCAGUUAAUGUGUUUUUUAUGCAUAGUGCUUCAGCAGUUGACAUACAUAGAGCUCAGCAGAAACAUAUAAAUUAUAGCAUCUGACCAAUGAGAAUUUCGCGUCACGAUUUGAGACGCAGAUAUUCAAAUUCAUUAGUCAUCGAUGCAGGCUCUCAAUUCAGCUUGAGAGCCUGUUCGCAGGCUACCCAUCAGCAGACAAAAUGUCGCUUGUUUAAACCCCUAUGGGAGCCUCCGUUGGUUUAUCGUACCAGUACAACCAGGACAAGUUUGGCUCAAAACUAUGUUUGGACAUAUUAACAAUCUGCCUAUAUUAAUAAUUACGUGAUUAUAAUACACUGUAAUUCAUGAAAUCCUUUACACCUUUCUUUGUUUUAGAGUGCAAUUCAUAUAAUCUGUGUAAAUAAACUAAAGUUUCGUAUUGUAUACAUUUUCUUAUUUUGUGUUCAUUGUCCUUUUUUCACUUUUUCUCUCAAAAUCAGCCUCUUGUUUGAAAUUUUAGAUACAGUGUUCAUCUAUCUACAUCUUCUAUUCUACUUCUAUGGAGGUUUCUUAGAAACCUUCUAUAAAGGGUUUCUCUUCUAUAGAGCGUUUGCACAUGACGUCACAUUCAACUUGUUACAACUGCUCCAUGCUGCAACAACAUUGUUGACAAUUUGUUACAACUGCUCCAUGCUGCAACAACAUUGUUGACAAUUUGUUACAACUGCUAUAUGCUGCAACAACAUUGUUGACAAUUUGUUACAACUGCUCCAUGCUGCAACAACAUUGUUGACAAUUUGUUACAACUGCUCCAUGCUGCAAUAACAUUGUUGACAACUUGUUACAACUGCUCCAUGCUGCAAUAACAUUGUUGACAACUUGUUACAACUGCUCCAUGCUGCAACAACAUUGUUGACAACUUGUUACAACUGCUCCAUGCUGCAACAACGUUGUUGACAACUUUGUUACAACUGCUCCAUGCUGCAACAACAUUGUUGACAACUUGUUACAACUGCUCCAUGCUGGAACAACAUUGUUGACAACUUGUUACAACUGCUCAAUGCUGCAACAACAUUGUUGACAACGUUUUCUGAGGGUGCGGCACAACCUUGUUCAAGCCUGUCGAUAUCAACCUGAGGAACAGGUUCGUUUCUACGCGUGCAAGGUCGAGCUUGUGUUGUGUGCAUGAGGCAAUUGCCUGAAGAAUAAGAAUAGACCUCGCGACGUUUCGAGGCCCCUCGUCCGCGUUGCAAGUGACGUCACAAUAGAUAAUUGGACGUGAUUGUUUUACUUUCACCAUUUCGGUGGCAUUUCUGCGCAAAUAUUUAUACACCAACGGAGAUUGUAUCCCUUAAAACGUAACCAGCACAAGCAAAGAGUUUAAGAAAAUAAAAAAUACGAAAGGUUAUAGCAUCCACUAGGUCAAGCCAAACAGAUGAAGCAACAUUAACAAUAAUGACGUCAUCAGCGCGGUUAGAGGUACUGGUAUCGAGCUUGUGCUAUUGCCAUUUCCCUGGUGUUUGUCAAUAGUUUGUAUUUCAUCUUUAUAUACUUCGAGAUUACACAAAUCUCCCUCACAACAAUGAGCGUGACAUUCUUCCUUCUCUACUGAGGAUGAGUUAUGGGAUUUGCUAAUAAGUUUCACACAAACUGCAUGCGCUGAAACACAUUUACUUCUGUCUGCGCAGGUUUUGUAUAUCCAUUUAGAUUUCCCAGAUAUCCUGCGCAUGCUCAGGCAGUGGGUCUCAUUCUUGCAAGUUAUUGGUUUAGGGAAACACGAAGGUUUUCCUGCGGAAGCUAGGGUUCGGUUUGGCAGACAUUCGUAGCAUCUCAACGCCGAACCUAGGAGUUGAACAAAAAAUAUUUAGCAUGAUAAGAACUUCGAUAACUUGAUCUUGAGAUGAGGCGGAAUUUUAGAGUGUAAUAACCCAUAUUUGCAGGCAAAAUUUAAAAAAAAAAAAAAUCAGCAUUCUUUGUGGUGUUUGUCUGAAUAAUUCCGCAUUCCACAUCACAUCUUGAAAAAAUUUCUCAUCCCGAAAAAAAUAAUUUUCCACUUCAAAAUUUCCCCGAAUUUCGAGCGAAGGUCUUUCAUCUGUACGACUCCAUGUAGUAAGGAAAGCCUAAAGGUCAGA
Molecule: messenger RNA, 6415 nt
Organism: Paramuricea clavata
Lineage: Eukaryota; Metazoa; Cnidaria; Anthozoa; Malacalcyonacea; Plexauridae
Source: the annotation of a GenBank genome assembly